UUCAACGGCAACUUCAGUGUGGGAGUCAAGCACAUAUUUGUGGAGGGAAAAAAAGAGCUGACAGAAAGAGCGAGAGAGAGAGAGAGACAGAGAGAGAGAGCAAGCGUCGGAAGAUCGCCAAGUGCACAGCCUGUGUGGGACAAACAGACUGUGACACAUUGCCUCGUGUGUAUUUACUUAAAUGAUAGUGUGUGUGACCUCGUAGUCCACCGUGCUAACCGGGAGUUUGGCCCAUUCACGCUCGCCGGGCCUUGGUGGCUGGUCCUCGCAGGAAGCACAGGAAGAGGAGGGCUGGGUACAGUGGCAGGCCCAGCAGUGGGGGCAUGGCCAUGGGGGGGCCGCAUCUCUUCCUCCACCUUGCACCGGGACAGGAACUGGGGGUUUUGGGGUGGGGCUCCUUUCAGAGGUGCACCAAGACUCCCGGAGCUGAGGCCUUGGCUGAGCAGAGCAGCACCUGGUGUCGGGGGCUCGGGUAGUCAUAAGGAAGGGAGCGCAGCGGAGAAAGCAAGACGGGGAAGAUGUUCUCCAAGAGUCUGGCUCGUACUCGGCUCGCUGGUUCUGGUCUUUCUCACCUCGCUCUUCUUCUCCGUCUCGCUCCGGAGCGGCGUUGGCUUCAACUACCUGGAGCCGCCGGGGUGGGAGGUUUCUCGGCGGGUGAAACUGGUGCCCAGCUAUGCGGGCUCACACAAGCAGAACCCCCGUGACUCUCAGCAACAGAAAACGUGCGCCUGCUCUCGCUGUGUUGGAGACCCCGGUGUCUCGGACUGGUUCGAUGAGAACUAUGAUCCAGAUAUCUCACCUGUUUGGACCAGAGACAACAUCGAGCUGCCCUCUGAUGUCUACUACUGGUGGGUGAUGUUGCAGCCCCAGUUUAAACCCCACAGCAUCCAGCAGGUGCUCCUUCGGUUGUUCCAGGUUAUCCCUGGACGAUCUCCAUAUGGCUCAUGGGAUCCCGGACGAUGCCUUCGGUGCGCUGUAGUGGGGAACUCUGGCAACCUGCGCGGGGCUGGAUAUGGAGCGACCAUAGAUGGACACAACUACAUCAUGAGGAUCAACUUGGCCCCCACAGUGGGCUACGAGGAAGAUGCCGGUAGCCAAACCACUCACCACUUCAUGUAUCCAGAGAGCGCCAAGAACCUGGCGGCCAACGUCAGCUUUGUCCUGGUUCCUUUUAAAACACUGGAUCUCGUUUGGAUCACCAGCGCGCUGUCUACCGGCCAGAUCCGAUUCACCUACGCUCCGGUGAAGCAAUUUCUCCGUGUGGAUAAAGACAAGGUCCAAAUCUUCAACCCGGCAUUCUUUAAAUACAUUCACGAUCACUGGACCAGGCAUCAUGGCCGCUACCCAUCCACAGGCAUGCUAGUGCUCUUCUUCGCCCUACACGUCUGCGAUGAGGUGAAUGUAUUUGGCUUUGGGGCGGACGGCCGUGGAAACUGGCACCACUACUGGGAGCAGAACCGUUAUGCUGGAGAGUUCCGAAAGACGGGGGUCCACGAUGCAGACUUCGAAGCUCAGAUCAUUCAACGACUGGCUGAGGCUGGAAAAAUCACCGUUUAUCCUGGCAAAUAAGUCACUAGCCAGCCAAGCUAAGGGAAACGGGUUCAGCCAGAGAUGGUGUGUUAAACCUUUUUCAGCCAACGGCGAAGUCCUUCUAAAGGGGUUGCGAAAAGGUCACUGAUGUGUAACACCAUAUCAGAUUCAAGCCCUCUAGCUAGUAACUAAAUGUUUGGAUGUGGACCACCGCUCAAGAUAUCAAUCUGAGUGAGGCUCUGCUCAGACCGUGAUGGGGAGAGUCAAGCCUCCGGGUUUCACCUCUUGUGAUCAGCGCUGAGACUGAAAGACACAGGCUGCAUUUUGGAAUCGCAAACUUCAACUCGAGAGUGAAAAACAAAGCUGUCAAAGAAACAAUGACACUGAGUGGCCCUGAGAUUGGCACUGAAAGAGCUCAAAAGGGAUUCAUCACAUGCUGUCUUGCUCUCUAAUCCGACACCAUUUCUAUAGAUACGGAUUGCCUUGAGCAGAAAACGGCGCCAUCAAACUACUCCUGUGGACUAUUAUUCUCUAGACAGUGUUUCCAAUAGCAACAAAACGACUGAGCUGUGGAUGUUGACCAACACGCAAUGCAACACUGAAGGUGUGCAGACAGACAGGCAGACAGUAAUGACUCACCACACAUUAUGUGCCAGCGACUGACGCACACAGUGAGAUUUUCCAUUUUAGAGGCAUUACCUAGUUUGGAAAGGAAAACACUUCACUUCUUUACAAGAAUGACGACCGUGUUAUAUUAAAGUUUUUGUUCAAAUGAAUAGGUUACAUUCGGUGAUUACUUGGAGUUGAGAGAAAGAUUCUCCUGGAAUCCUGUUUCAGUGAAAGUUCCAAGAGGACAUUGUUUUGACUGCGUGUUUGGACGCUUGCACGCUGGUCUCGGAUCAGACUUUUAAUAAUCCCCAUGUGGUGUGUCACGGUCUAAUUUAAGAGCCGAAGCACGACAAAGCCAGCGGGGCACAGCAUCAUUUGGUCCGAGUUUGUGGUGUUUCGCAAGUUCUUAAGGCUCUCGGCAAACUGUGCUGCAUUUCAUCUUUUAAAGGACUGCAAACAGUCCAAACUGACUUUUGCAUCCCGGUGGAUUUAGCUCAUUCUUGAUUAGUGGCCAUUUGAUGGAUGGAAGACCAUCGGAAACCACUUGGAUGUGAAAUCGUUGAACAUGUUAGUUUCAUCUUCUGCUAGUCCUGCCUGGUACCUGCCAAUUAAACCUUCAGCUGUCUCUUCAAGAGGAGUACAGUGUCACCACACGCCUUAGCUAUCACCAUUUACCUGCAAUUCCCGUUUCGUUUUUUUUUUCUUUCUUCAUAUUCUCUUUGGCACAAUGUUUGAUUUCCAUUGUUUCAUUUUGACUGCAUUCUGUGGUUUCUAACUGUUGCUGCGCUCUCCAGUGAUGUUACUUUAUCGCUCGCUGGGUGAUCCUUGAAACAUUUUUAUUUGGUCAAAACAAGUAUCCCAUUUAAGGGUGCAUUUGGGGAAAUGCUUCAUUUUUGUCGAGGAGCUACAUAAAAAGGAUUAAUCGUACUCCCAUAACAGCCUGUUAAAUUAAUAAACCGAAUCCAAAGAAUGUUUUCUACCAAAUUGAAGUUACCAGCCCAUAGCAUUCAAAUGAUUAUGAUGAUUUUGGCUUGAGAUUUGGAGUUGGAAUACAGACAAAGGCAUAAGAAUGAUAUUAAUCACAUACCUGCUGACUGGCGAGCAGUUUAGGGUGUAUCCCACCUCUCCCCCAAAGUCAGCUGGGAUUCUAGUGAGGAUAAGCGGUACAGAAAAUGAAUGGAUACACAGCAGGCACUUUAUUAGGAACACUAUCACAACCAAGUGCAAAACAAUACAGAAGCUCCAUUCAAAUUCUGACUCCAUGACGUGAGUCAGAAAGAGCUUCCAACAACCACAAUAGAAACAUAUUGUAGAAUUAAAGCAGCUUUCAUAUCAGAACUCAUUAAAUGGUCUCCCGAACGUCAUGACUGGUGAGUGUAAAUAUUCAACACAUUACGGACAUUAGCCGCAUUUCAACAAAGAACAAAGAAACCAUGAUGAACAUCAUGCCUAAAAAAGAAAGUAACGCUGGCCAACAAAAGAUGAUUACCAUGAAGCAGUUAAAUGUUAACAGGUACACAGGCUAAAAUAACUCAAUAACUCAGCAAGUCCAUCUUAAUUUGAUUGUUUUUCAGUCAGCCUAUACCAGUUACCAGGUGGACCUUAAAAGCUGCUUUUGUCGCGCUUUUCUGUUGCCAUGACAAGGUUCUACUUUAGGCUGCCGAAAGCACCUGCAAGGACAGGAUUUAAAUCAUUCGAGGCUAGAGCCGAUGAGAAAAGACCAUUUCCAUGUGAUUUGGCAGAUUAAAAAAAAAAAAGAUAUUUUUCUACAGGAGAAAACAACACAUCAGAAGACUUAAGGAAAAAUACUUCAUACGCCUUUUCAGAUAAAAAUGAAUAAUACUAAUUUCAAUAAAAGAAUAUAGCUCAUGUUACUGAGGUUGAGGCUCCAUCUGUAACACAAGCACAUUUUAAAGGUCGGUAGAAGCUACAAAAUGUAUCAUUCAAGUUUAACUUCCAGCAUGUCCAUGUUGACUCACAAUUCAACUUUAUUUUUCAAGGAGGGGGGGUCUCAUAGACAGGGUUUGAGACACGGCCUGCUUUACUUUUCAAUCCAGCCCAGCCAUCGUUUGCAUAUUUGAUAUCAUUAAGAGUUUCAGGGGGUCAUUAAAAUCGGCAUAUUCCUUCAUUUGUUUUUAGUUUUGUAUUCAUUCUUCUAAUUAAAUAAUUGGUUAGCAUAUUUACAAUAUUCUAAACAAUAACAUUUCAAAGAUAGUAAAACUUUACAUUAUUCGAUUUUUUUUAACAUCCAUUACUUGCAUAAUUUACUACAAUUAAAUUAUAAAUAAUGUCAUUUUAAAAUGAGAAUUAAUAAUCUCAUAUUGUGUACACACAAUGUACAUUUUUUAACCUAAUCUGCAAAUGGUCUUGAUUAAAAGUCAAAUGUGCCCCUCGCAUACAAAAGUUUGCCCAUCCAUUUUAGGCUGCCCCUACCUGGUGAUGAAAAGAAUUCCUCCUUCUGUGCUAAUAUCAGCCUUAUUUACAUAUCAAUGUCUUUUAUUUUUGGAUGCUUCAAUCCUGUCUUUGAUCAAUUCUUAUCAUCUCUCUUUGCACACGACAGCUCUUAAAAGGAGAUUUUAGUUUGUUUUGCAGAGACAAGAGUGGCUGAAUAAGGACAUACAGUACAGUAGUUGCGACUCCUUGCCCACACGCAACAUUCAAGCUUCAGUGGAUUGGCUGCCACUGCCGGACAUAUCAACCCUCGAGCCACUCGCUCACGACAACCAUCUGCUAAGCUUUGCAUCUUUUUGCUUUGCACUGACUGACACACACCUGCUGUAGGUCUGCUGGCUGCGAGCUGUGCCUUCUGCGCUGUACACACUACAGUACAUACACAAACAUAUUCCGCCUUCCUGUGGUACAUGCUUUCACCCUUGCCGUCUUCCUUUUUUAUAAAGAUGGCCACAGGUUGCAGUAGGUGAUGUGUGUGAUUCAUUGCUAAUUUUUGAAUAAAUUGCUCGCAUUUACCGUCUGUCAAGAACCAUACUUUGGUAUUGCAUCUUAUACUGUAGUUGUCCAGUACUCACUCAAUAAACAAGAAGACAUAUUCAAAGAUGAGUUAUACAGUAUCUCUAGUCAUAAAUUGGUUCCUGGUUCCAAUUUUUCUUGGUAGUAUCCUUAUAUAUACAAUGAGGAUGUCAAAAGUCAACACUCCCCUCCUAUGUACUAUGUCAAAAAUGAGAGCAAAACUAAGCAAGGGAAAAAAUAUAUACCGGUAAUAAAAUUGAAAGCCUAAAUAUAUUUAGUUGCCAAACUAUUUUUGAAUUACACAUGAUUCAUUUUCACAACUGUCAUCUUUUGGGUAUCUAUAAGGCACAAACUUGGUUGUAUUUGAUCAUUCUUUUACUGGAAAGGUGCUCCAUAUAAAUCGCAUGCAUGUAUGCGAUGGCAUCCCUUGGGCUCAGUCAUUCCCACAGGUUUUUUUAUUUUAAUGAGGUCUCAACUCUGGCAAAACGAGCCCAUUAAGUCAUAAAAGGCUUCAUACUUGCUCUUAUUCUGUGAAGAAAAUCAGAGAUUGUUUUCAUAGGUAUUUUGGGCUUCCAGCACGCCCGACAUUUUAAACAAAUUUCAUCUUGUAUGUAGGUUGAGAGGGCCUCUGCCUUGAUACAUGUAAAUGUGGUAAAGCUCUUAAUAACUCACAUUUUAAUUUUGUCCUUUAAUUAAUUUAGUUAAUUUAAUUAAGAGCCACUUUAAUUAAUAUGACUAGCUAUUCGAAUCACCCACCCUCCCGAAAAAGUAAUUUCAAAACAUAACUUUAAAAGAGAUUGUUUUAAUCUUAACACUGAUAAUUCCCACCAACACGAUUGUAAUGGUUUGGGUCCAAUACAAUUUUUUUUUUCAAACUGAAUCAUUGAGGCAUUUUUCAUAUUAUCUUCUAUAUUUUCCAUUUUUAUUGUCAUUGACUCAGCACACAUUUUUCCAGGGAUGGCAAUUUUUAUAUCCACUGUAUGACACUGUGUUAUUAAUAUUAAUAUUCAUCAUUUGUUUCCCAUGAUGCAACUUCUAGCUUCGAAGAUUAUUUAUGUGUCUCAAGCACCAGACUAACAUUUCUAUGACAUUGUUGCUCUUUGUAUGGAAUUGAUUUUCUUUGUUUCCCAUGAUGAAAAAGGUCGGGACAGGCUGUUACGAGCAAAAACAGCCAACUAUUAUUAUGAUAAUCAUGAUUGUGAUUAUUAUUAUUAUUAUUGUUGUUGUUGCUUUUAAAAUAUGGCAACAAGUAGAUAGGACAUCUAAUGUAGGGCUCUGUGGAAGUCUGAGCAAGACUAUGUUUUGACUAACUAGUUUUGUUAUUUCACUUUGGUGAUUAUGUUAAGGUUAGAACAAAACACACGAGUUGUUUGAGUAAAAAUGGACAGUUCCGAUACAGUAUGUCCUCGUGUAUUAUUGGGUUUUUCAAAAACAAAACAAAACA
This is a messenger RNA of Hippocampus comes (tiger tail seahorse), 6550 nucleotides long. RefSeq names its product ST3 beta-galactoside alpha-2,3-sialyltransferase 2 (gene st3gal2). Gene Ontology annotation, cellular component: membrane. NCBI's taxonomy places the organism in Eukaryota, Metazoa, Chordata, Actinopteri, Syngnathiformes, Syngnathidae. Gene Ontology annotation, molecular function: beta-galactoside (CMP) alpha-2,3-sialyltransferase activity. Gene Ontology annotation, biological process: sialylation. The record is from RefSeq and is a predicted model, not a curated record. The transcript is spliced from 7 exons. The annotation marks the transcript as partial.